This is a messenger RNA of Camelina sativa (false flax), 2295 nucleotides long. The record is from RefSeq and is a predicted model, not a curated record. NCBI's taxonomy places the organism in Eukaryota, Viridiplantae, Streptophyta, Magnoliopsida, Brassicales, Brassicaceae.
AUGGUUGACACUUCUUGGAUUUUGGCUGGAAAUACAAAUCCUGGGGAAAUAAGUUUUUCAACUUUUAGUGCAAAACAGAAAAUGCUCAAAAGAGAUUUGAAAACACUUUCCAGAGAGAACUAUUCGGAUAUACAAAACAGUGUGAGAGAGACUAACCUUUUGCUUCAAUCUGUGCAGAUAAAAGCCAUUACAAACCUUACCCCGGCUCUUUAUCAACAAGAGAGAGAAUUGCACCAAAAAUGGGAUAUGCUGCGAAAAGUAGAAGAAGCUUACUUCAAGCAGAGAUCACAUAUUAACUGGCUAAGGGAAGGAGAUUUAAACACUGCUUACUUCCAUCGCAUCACCCAGCUCCGAAACGCUUUCAAUGCAAUUCAGUCCUUCUCUACUCCGUUUGGCGUACUCGUUGAUGACCCCUCUGAAAUGAGUAGAAUGGCAGUAAAUCACUUUUUCUCUAUCCUUGGGCCUGGUGUUUUGCCUCCUCUAACAGUUACACCAUCGUGCAUCCAAAGUCUCAUAAGCUACCGCUGUCCCUCGGUCUUAAAAGCCUCAAUGAUCAGAAUUCCCUCUCACAAAGAGAUUACAAGGGUAUUGUUCAAACUCAAUGCAAACAAGGCAUCUGGGCCUGAUGGUUUUACCUCUGCUUUCUAUAAAGCUGCCUGGGGAAUACUAGGCUCCGAAGUUACAGCCAGCAUUCUCAAAUUCUUCCACACCUCGUUCCUCCCUUUGUCAGUCAAUGCCACCACUCUCGCUUUGAUCCCAAAAGUUCCUGGUGCUUCUGUCGUCUCUGAUUUCAGGCCUAUUUCUUGCUUAAACACUCUUUACAAGGUUAUAGCUAAGUUGCUAGUAGCAAGAUUAAAGCCAGUACUCCCAGAGUUGAUCCAGCGAAACCAGUCUGCAUUCAUAAAAGGAAGGCUGUUAGUGGAGAAUACCCUUCUUGCAGCGGAAUUAGUUAAUGGCUAUCACAAAGAAAAAGGACCUAAGCGUAUCACUAUUAAAGUGGACAUAGCCAAAGCUUUCGACACUAUCAGAUGGGAGUACAUAUUCAGCUGUUUGCGGGGAAUUGAAAUCCCAAAACUAUACCUCUGGUGGCUUCAAGCUUGCAUAUGCCUCUUUCACUGUCGGUUUCAACGGUCAGGUGUCCCUUUAUGCACAAAAAAGCUUACCUUACUGGACUGUGCUCCACUGAUUCAGAAAGUCAAGAGUAAGUUCAAUGCCUGGUCCACCAAAUCCCUCUCAUUCGUAGGUCGGCUACAACUUUUAAACACGGUUAUUGCUGGACUUACAAACUUUUGGUGUUCCGCUUUUGUCUUACCGAAGAAAUGCAUCCAAACCUUGAAUUCUUUGUCUGGAGCUUUUCUUUGGAAAGGAACUACAGAAGGUCAUCACUCAGCUUGUGUGGCAUGGGAAACAAUUACCACAGCUAAAUCAGAAGGAGGGUUGGGUAUAAGGGAUCUACAACUAUGGAAUAAGGCUUGUAUGAUAAAACUUAUCUGGCUUUUACUUUUUCGCUCCGGAUCAGUUUGGGUUGCCUGGUUCAAGGGAGCGGUUCUCUCUGGUAAGCUUAGCAAUUUCUGGACUCGAAAGCCAAGCACUAGGUACUCAUGGUUAGCAAACAAGCUCUUCAAACUGAGGGACGAGGUUUACCCUUGGAUAAAGCUAAAAGUUGGAGAUGGCAAGAACUGUCAGUUCUGGAGCGAUAACUGGUGGAAACUGGGGAAACUAUCGACUUACCUACAAGGUGAAGACCCCCUGGGAAUCCCCCGUGGCUCAACGCUUGCAGAUCUCUGGAGGGAAGGCACUUGGAGAAUUCCUCCGGCUCGCUCAGAGGCACAUGUCAACUACCACAUCGAACUAGCAUCUAUCCAACUAUCAAAAGAUGCAGAUCAGUAUGUUUGGUGGCUGAAUGAUCAAUUGCAAGAUAGCCACGAAACAGGAAAAAUCUGCCUAGCUUAUAAAGGAAACUUACCUCGAGUUUCAUGGCACAAAGUAGUUUGGUUCUCCAGAGGAAUCCUGAAGCACUGCUUUCUCACCUGGUUGUUUGUACUGAACAGAAGCCCCACUCGAGAUAGGCUUCGAUCUUGGGGACUCCAUGUGGAUCCGGCUUGUCUAUUUUGUGCAACGGGAGAAGAAAGCAGGGAUCAUCUAUUCUUUGACUGCCCAUUCAGCUGGACUUUAUGGAAUCUCAUCUCCAACCGAUGCUCUCCCUCUCCGACGCGUUCUUGGACUGGAUCACUGCAAAAUCUCAUCAACUAUCAGGGACCUAGAGAAGCCAAGAUCCUUCUUCUUACUGCCUGA